AUGACUUCUUUAGCUAAAUUAAAUGCUCAAUAUGUACAAUAUAUUAUUAAAUAUCCAUUAUUAACUAAGUCAAUUACAACUGGUAUUUUCUGCGGGUUAAAUGAAACAAUUUCAUCAAUUUUAACUGGUGAAUAUAAAGAAUCUAAAAUAUUAGGUAUUAACAUUAAACAUGUAAUUUCAAAGAAAUUAGUUAAAAUGAUUAUUUAUGGUUCUUUAAUUGCGACACCAAUUAGUCAUUAUUUAUAUUAUAUCAUAAAUAAUAAAAUUUUUAUUGCACCCUUGACAAGUAAACAAAAAGUAUUACAAAUUUUAACAAGUUUAUCAACAGUUACACCAAUUUUAAGCGCAUGUUUUGUUUCAUGGAUAUCAUUAAUUAAUAAUUAUACACCAGGUAAGGAAGAUUUGUCAACUGAAUUGAAAAGAAUCAAAAAUGUUGUUUCUACAGGUUUAAAAAAAGGUUAUUUUUCAGUUUUAAAGACGUCAUUGAUUACAUCAUUAUUUGCUUUAAUUGUUGCUCAAAGAUUUGUACCACCUGAACUUUGGGUUGUCUUUUUCAAUCUUGUGUAUUUUAUAAUGGGAACUUAUCAAAAUACAAAAUUGAAAAAUUUACAAAAAUUAAAUAGAAAAUAA
Insectozyma verbasci is the source of this 630-nucleotide messenger RNA. The record is from the annotation of a GenBank genome assembly. NCBI's taxonomy places the organism in Eukaryota, Fungi, Ascomycota, Pichiomycetes, Serinales, Debaryomycetaceae.